This is a messenger RNA of Habropoda laboriosa, 1158 nucleotides long. RefSeq lists its product as uncharacterized. The transcript is spliced from 3 exons. NCBI's taxonomy places the organism in Eukaryota, Metazoa, Arthropoda, Insecta, Hymenoptera, Apidae. The record is from RefSeq and is a predicted model, not a curated record. Gene Ontology annotation, biological process: lipid transport. Gene Ontology annotation, molecular function: lipid carrier activity. Bases 1 to 1101 code for a protein of 366 amino acids.
AUGACCUUGCUCAAUCAUUCAAUUCACGUUCACGUGUGCCCGUGGAUAUGUCGCGCGAGAUACUCGCUCCUGGGUGUCGCGCGAAAUCUCUAUCGAAAUUCGUCACAUUUUCCAGUCGCACGUGUCGCCACGGAGUCGGAGUGGAAACACGGGCCGGAGUAUAUUUUCCAAGUUCAAGUGAACUCCACCGCUAUCCCCGCAGAAGGUAGCUCCAUGAGCAUCCGGCUGAAUGUCGCGUCGAAGCUCGUGUGCCAGCCCAAGUCGUACCACGUGUUCACCUGCCACUUUCGCGACUCGAAGGCGGACAGUUACACGACGGAGAGCUUGGACCCGUGGUUCCAGGAGACGCCUGUUAGCCGCGUGUCGAGGCAGGAGGCGUACGAGAUCAAUCAGGACCAGUUCGAGAUGAAGUUCGGGAAACAGGGACUGGAGAGUCUGGUGGUGAACGAGAAUAUACAGCCGAGAGAGUUGGAUAUGAUACGCGUGAUCGUUGGGCAGCUGAACAUAGGUAUGGCGUUCGUGAGCCACCAUCGGUCGCAGUUCCAUCUGAUGGAGAACUUCACUCAGGGUGAGUGCGCGACGAUCUUCACCGUGCAUCGGAACAUCGUCGGGCUACCUAUGCACGUGAAACGUAACUACGUUCUGAUGCCGGUGAUCCCGCUGAGGGACGGCGAGGUGUUGCAGAUCAGGAAGAUGAGGAAUCUUCAUAUGUGCACGCACAAGGUGCCGUAUUUCUUUGGAAGCGCGGAACGAAUGAGCGAAUAUAGCGACGUGGUGUCUACCAUUAGUUCGUCGGAGAGUCUCAUCAUCGUCACGUCCACGGAAUUUAUCACGGGAACGAUAAACGUGGUAACGACUAACAAGAUAUCAGAACGGAUAGCGACCACCUUGUACGAGAAUAUAAACUUGAAGUUAGAAUCGAUCCUGCCGGCGGAGAGCGAACCGUUGGAGGUGAAGGAUCCGGAGCCGGCUAGCAUGUUCAUCGGAAGAUGGCUGAGGGAGAGCUCGUUGGAGGAGGACCAGUCGACAGAGGAGUAUCCAUCGAUGGAAGAGGAUUUGUCGAUGGAAGGUUUAAUCUCUCGUCGUAAGAAAGAUGUUUAAAUACACUAUGGCAACAUCGGUGAUAUGCAGAGAGAGAGAGAGAGAGAGAGAGAGAGA